CCCCCCGGCGGGCGGUGACGGGGCAGCGGCUGGCUGAGGUAACGCUGAGUGAAGUAACGCGGGCUCGUCCCCACGCGUGAUCUUCGCCCCAUGUCGGCCCCGCGCGGGUGUGGGCUCUGGCGGGGCGCUCACGGCCUGGCCUGGGUGCCCUUGUCCAGCCGGGGCCGGACGGCAACACCUGCAUGCGGCUCCCCAGCCUGAGCAGGGACCCGCGACAUGGAGGGGAACCGAAUGCUGCAUGGCUGUUCUGAAGAGAAGAACCGUCCCACUUCCAGGAAAGAGACAGCUGAAGGUGAUUUGAAGGCAUUUUGGACACAACUGGAAAGUAGAAAAGUGGAUCUCAUAUUUGAGCAGGUGCAAGAAGUACUGCUGCUGCUAAAGGAAAAGAUCAAGAAUGGAACUGCCACAAAUCAAGAAUGCUGGCAGGCUUGGACACUGGUAAACGAAGCUGAUCUGGGUGAUCUUUUAACGUUGACAAGUGUAAAUGAUGUUCUUGAUGAAGAAGAUACACAGGAACCAAAUCCUAAAUCACCUAAAUCACAGCAUCCUGUUACAGAUGACAACAGUGGAAACACUGUAGAGGGUUCACACAGCAAAAAGGAGACGGUUGAAAAAUCAGAUUCAGGGAGUGAGGAAGCAUCAAGUGAAAUUCAACGUGUACCUUUAAAUCGCCAGUAUCGGAUCCACAAGUGCUCCAGUGCAUGUCUCUCCAACAGAGCAGUAAGCUCCUACAAGGGUGAAAAUCCUCUUAAGAUACCAGUACUGUUUCACUUUCAAAGACGCCAUGCGAAAGCAGACUGCCUUUCAAAAUCACUGGAUGUGCAUUACAAAGCUCCCUGUGGCAGGAGUCUGAGAAGUUUUCAAGAUGUUCAAAAUUAUUUGUUUGAGACAAAAUGUGAUUUCUUAUUUAUUGAUCACUUCUCUUUCAACACAUACGUCCUGUUGGGCAGGAACACUGUAAAUCCAGAACCCCUUGUGUUUGAUCUUGAUAUUAGCAAUGGAGCUGAAUCUGUGCCUAUUUCCUUCUGUAAUGACAUUGACCGUGCCAGAUUACCUUAUUUUAAAUACCGGAGGGCAUCGUGGCCUCGUGGAUAUUAUCUCAACAAUUUAUCCAGCAUGUUUCUUGAUUCAUGUGACUGCACGGAUGGCUGCAUUGAUAGGUCCAAGUGUGCAUGUCUGCAGCUAACUGCAAGAGGCUGCCGUAAAGUUUCUCUGUCUCUUAGUACUAAAACGUCUCGUGGAUACAGUUACAAAAGACUGGAAGGGCCUGUUCCUAGUGGAAUUUAUGAGUGUAGCGUGUCGUGCAGAUGUGACAAGAUGAUGUGUCAAAACAGAGUUGUACAGCAUGGCAUUCAAGUUCGGUUGCAAGUGUUCAACACAGAGAAGAAGGGUUGGGGCGUCCGCUGCCUGGAUGAUAUCGACAAGGGGACGUUUGUUUGUACUUACUCAGGCAGGUUAAUGAGCAGAGCUGAAGUUCAAGAGUUGGGAGGUGCUGAUCAAGACUUGAAAGAGGAGAGCGCUGUGAAUGACAGGGCAAAGCUUUUUUUCCAAAAAAGAAAACUUGACUCUAGCUGUUCAGACUCUGAGAUUGAACUCGUGCAGACUGGCAAAGAUGAUAUUCUUGAGCAGCAGGAACCUUCUUCUGAUAAUGAAAAUGAAUCAGCUCUAAUUCAUCCAAGGAAUGUGAAAACUGCAGCUGUGAGAAGGCUUGGAACUAGAAUAGCUGUUGUGGAUAAUCACCAGCUGAAAAUGGAGGUUGAUACUCUGGUGCACAGUGCCAGCUCAGAUGAAGAUAAUAUUUCUCAGCCUCAGCAUUCAAGCAAAACAGAACUGACCAGUGGAACAAACAAAGAAAAAGAAAGAUCCAUCCAGAAGCAGAAGGAAGAAGAUCUGGUGGAAGUUGGACAGACGGAGCCUGCUGAGAUGGGCAGUGCAGAAUGCAGAAGGAAGAGUCUGUCUCUGAAGGGUGUUGCUUGUGGCAGAUCAGAUGUGCUGAAUGAUAAAUACGUUGUGAAGCCGUCCACAAAGGUUCCAAAAAAAGCUAACUGCAAAGAGGAAGCUCACAGACAGUCAAAACAAGGCAUAAUUUGUAUGGAUGCAGAUGGUGACAGGACGCUUCUGAAGAAUGCUAAUGAUGAAAAUAUCUAUAUACUAGAUGCCACGAAAGAAGGAAAUGUGGGUCGUUUUCUUAAUCACAGCUGCUGCCCCAAUCUCUUUGCACAGAGUGUGUUUGUAGAGACUCACAACAGAAGUUUCCCAUGGGUUGCUUUCUUCACAAACAGGCAUGUGAAAGCUGGAACUGAACUCACGUGGGAUUAUGGAUAUGAAGCUGGAAGUAUGCCAGAGACAGAGAUUUCCUGUUGGUGUGGAGUUCAGAAAUGCAGGAAGAAAACCUUAGCAGGCGGAGGGAGCGGGAUUCGAACCGGUGACCCCAGCUCUACCACGCCUAAAGGCGCGGGGAUGAGCCGAGAGCCGCUCCCUCACCACACGACCCUCACACCUCCAAUCCCCGCCCGCAUUCCGUACACCAGCCAAUCGGCCGCUCGAAGCACCACCCCGUCGCCCCGCGCUGCGGGCCGGCCCGUGCCUUUUUGCCGGUCCCGCCGGGCCGGUAAGCACUGCGGCGCGUGGAACGAAAGUGUUAGGGAGUGGCUGAGGGCCUCCGGCGCAGCGAGGCCGAGUGCCUCGGGAGCGGGGGAGAGUCGGGAGCCGAUGAGGAGCCCUGCGAUUAUCUCCGUAACGUUGAACGGCUGUGAGAAGGGACGGACCAGUCGGUCCGUCCAUCUGCUUAAAAAAAUUGUGGAAACAUUUCCUGUGUGGCAAGCAGACGGUGGAUUUGUUGUGGAAGCCUUGCGUCUUCCUGUUCCAGGUGCUCUCCAGGCGAUGGCCAAAAUGGUGAGAAGGACGUGUGCUUUCUGUUCAGAAGGGGAGGCUGCUUCUAUAAUGUAUGUUGCCAAAGAGCAAAAUAUUGCAGCUCAUCAGAGUUGUUUGUUAUUUUCCUCUGGAUUUGUGGAAUCUGAAGAGUAUAACCCAGAAAAUCUAGAUUUAAGGUUUGAUGUGGAAUCCGUGUUGAAUGAACUCAAGAGAGGAAAGCGACUGGUGUGCAAUUUCUGUCGCAAGAAAGGAGCCACAGUGGGAUGUGAGGAGAGAGCCUGCCGCAGGAGUUACCACUACUUCUGUGCCUUGUGUGAUGAUGCAGCCAUAGAAACAGAUGAAGUAAAUGGAGUCUACCGAGUGUUCUGCUCAAAACAUGACCCAGGCAACAGGACCAAUCACUAUGAUGCAGCUAAUAAGAGGAAAAGACAUGCAUCGAAAUCUUCCACCACCAUGGAACAAAUGAGGGCAGAAGAGACAGCAGAAGAUAACAGAUUACGGAUAUUAAGAAGGAAAAGCAGCAGACACAAAGUCCGAAUCGACUUUCUCAGGAAAUGCAAACAAGCUGGGCUUCUGGAUGACAUAUUUGAAGAAAUGUUGGACACCCUUCACUUGGCACAGGAAAAGCUGAUGGAUGACAACACUUCAGAGACAGAGUAUGAGGAGACGGUAAUAUCGCUCUUUGACUGCGGACUGUUUGAAAACAUACUGACAAAUAUUCAUUCAGGGACUGAGGAAAAAAUUCAAGAAUUGCUGAAAAGCAGGAAAAGACUGGAUAACCAGAUUGAGCUACUGCAGGAGUUAAAAGAAGUUUCUCUCCCCUCCCAAGAGAGUACUGCCAGUACAUCCAGUACAGUGUCUGAGUAACCCCACGGCUGCCGGUGACGUUGUCAAUACUCCACAUCUUUUGAUGAUAGCAACCAGAUAGAGCACAUCUGGUCAGUAUGUGAUUUCCUUUCCCCCAGGCUAGUGCCACAAGCAAAGACUGGAUGUUUUUACUCAUUUUUAUACCUCACUGUUGCAGUAACUUGAAGUUAUUACUCUUCAAAUUUUAUUGUGGAUAAUUGUAUUAUACAUCAGCUGUAGGUUUUUUUUUAAAGUAAAACCCUCCCCCAGGACUUUUUCCUUCAAAGACAAGGGACUGUCUUUGCUGCCAUAGAAAGCUUUUUCAAGUCACUUUAAUUGCAGCAGCCUCUUCUGCCUGUGUGAAGUGGCCACUUCCCUGUCUGCAUCUACACAGCAUUGUUUUAAAGGACCACAGUGCUGCUCUGGCUUUCCAAAGAAGAUCAACUAGCAGGACUUGCACCGAGAGAAGUCUUCUGACUUGUAAGCUGGAGGAUUUUCAAGUGUUUCUUGAUUGACUGCCUAAAAUAUUAGUUCUGCUGUAGCAGCAGUGGUAGAGUGAUGGCUGCAGGCAGACCAGAAGUGGUGAGGUACUACACUCUGAUCAAUGUGUAUAGUAUAGGAUGGAUCAGACAAUGGGACUGUCUUCUUCCUUUCUUUCUUUCUUUACAAAGGAUGCAAUUUCCCUCUGUUUUAUCUUAAGAGCUAUUAUAUUAAAAUGGUUUGAAUACAGAAAAGCAUUAACUAUAAAAGGUUAAGUUAAUGAAAAUAAAGUGUUUUUAAAAAAGCUGUCUUUAGUGAUGCUCAGAAGCCCCAGUGUUGCAUGGGCUGUGGCCUAGGAGGGGGCAGGCUGUCACCCCCUUGGGUUUACCAACACUGUGCAUCUCAGCAGCAAGCAAAAGCAGCACUGAAGAGCAUGGCUCUCACACUACAGAAUGGCACAAGAGGCUCCAGGGCCAGCCUGCAGCCUCCUAAAACCAAGGCAACACCCUUCAACGCGUUAACACGGAGAAAGAAUUAUCUAUUAUGAGUUACUAGGAAAGCAAGAUCAAAAUACACCAUCAGUGGAAAGAAGUAAAGCUCAUUCAACUCAGGCUAAUU
Molecule: messenger RNA, 4818 nt
Organism: Meleagris gallopavo (turkey)
Lineage: Eukaryota; Metazoa; Chordata; Aves; Galliformes; Phasianidae
Gene: SETDB2
Product: SET domain bifurcated histone lysine methyltransferase 2
Biological process (GO): heterochromatin organization; negative regulation of gene expression
Cellular component (GO): nucleus
Molecular function (GO): DNA binding; protein binding; zinc ion binding
Source: RefSeq, a predicted model, not a curated record